Zingiber officinale is the source of this 3032-nucleotide messenger RNA. RefSeq lists its product as uncharacterized. The transcript has 7 exons. The record is from RefSeq and is a predicted model, not a curated record. Bases 985 to 1986 code for a protein of 333 amino acids. NCBI's taxonomy places the organism in Eukaryota, Viridiplantae, Streptophyta, Magnoliopsida, Zingiberales, Zingiberaceae.
CCUCCCUGCCUUCUAGUUUCUCCUCGAUCUCUCUUGCGAUCGCGUGGCGAUAUCGUAACCCUCGCAUGUUCUCCGGGGUCACGACCGCCGACUUCCGACGAUCCGAAGUCCCGUCGUCUUCUUGCCGCUUCCCUAGUUAGGUUGGGUAAUUCAUCCUGAUUCAUUUUGGCACGCUAUCAAUCUUCUGAAGGGGUAUCUACUUUGGGUGGUGAUUCGGCGGGGAUAUCAAUCGGGUGAUAAUAUUAGUUCCAGCAAUACGUGGAAAUGAGUUUUCAAUGCCAUGUACUUGUUUGAAGAUUAUGAGGUGACAUAAGAAGGAUUUGUUUUCGUGGACUAGGCACCUGGGUUUUAUAAAAACCACUUGGUAUCACUUUACAUCUUCUCUGAAAGUAUCUAAAAUUGCUUGAGCGUCAGUCUGAGUUCCACAAUGUCAAAGGGUCAAUCCCAAACAAGAAUUCAGUCAGGGAGGAGAGCACUUGGAAAGUGCAAAAGCAAGACCAUUGAAACCAUUGAAAUUGAAAAAGGGAAAACUAAUGUUGUCAUAAUAGAUGCCUCAGAGUCUUCCCAUCAAGAUUCUGACCAUCCAAAGGCUAAAACUAAUGAAAUUCCUUCUGUUGUUAUACACAUUGAUGAUGAAGAGGGAGAAAUUGAUAAACUUCAAAGUAAUGCAGAUCAGCAUUCCUCAAACAGUAGAGUGUGUCCUGUGUUUGACAGUUAUUCAACACAACAAGAAUUAGAUGAUGAAGAAUGUGUAAUGUACUCAAAAGAGGAUCUUUUCUCUUCUUCUUACUCUAGUAGAAAAGGGUUCCCAAAUCUGUUUCAUCGGGGAGUUCUCAUGCUCUAUUUUCUUGUUCAAGAAGAUAUUCAUCUGAAAAUGACAGUUCAACAUUUAGCACUUCUGGAAGCGAUGAUUCUGAUUUAGAAGUUGAAGAUAUUAGUGGGCAUAUCCAUGAACAGUGGGAAAGAGCGGCUCUUAAGAGAAAAAUGUCACAGACGGUAAGAAUGAGAUCUGAUGAUCAGUCUAGUGUCUCGGGAUUAAGUGUUGAUCCUUGUUUUUCAUCAUCUGAACCUACUCAAAAUAUGGUUGAUUUGGAAGACUGUAGGAUCAAGAGCUACUUUGAGCAUUCCAAUAUUCACUGUAAUAAUAUGGGCUUCUCUGAGCAUUUCAAACACACUCGAAAUGUGGACAACUUAGAAGACUGUACAAACAAGCACUUUCAUUAUUUCGAAGCAUCACCUUCCAUGUGUGGUCCAAGCCAUUCAAGCUGUGAAGUGCCCAGUUUUGGGAAGAAUACGUCAGCAUCUGAAGGUGGUCUCUUGAGAUCUCAGAUCUUUGAAACUCAUAUUGAUCUUAACAAAGCUUUUACUCCAGUUUCUGAAAGUGGCCACUUGAGAUCUCAGAUCUUUGAAACUCAUAUUGAUCCUAAUGAAACUUUUACUCCAGACUUACAAAUGCAAGGGAAUACCAGUGUUAAUAUUGAUGGGUGUUGCAUAGAAAAAGCUGAGAAAGGUUCAUCAGGGAAUUGUUCCUCCACAAGUACAUUAAGGGUUGAAACAAACUCUGAAGGCAAAGAGGAACCUACUGCUGGAAAACCAUCCCACUCUUUGGAUUCCUCUUGUAAUCAUAGUGAGAAAGAAUAUGACCUUUCCACACAAUCACAACAUGGCAACUCAGUUCACCAGGAAAUUAAUCCAGGAGCAAAAGAGAAGUCAUUUGUAGAACAGACUCCUGCAUUUAAUGAUCCAUUACAUGAUGAGCCAAUAAACCAAUAUAGUAAUGAAUCAUUUGACUGUGAAACUAAAGUCAUUCAUGGAGAAUCUACUUCCAUAAAUGAUGCUGAAAAUGAAGCUUCCAGAUGGAACUUCUCUUUACAUGUAGGCAUGCCAGAUUUAUCCUUCUCCAUCGACAAUCUGACUAAUGAUGUUGAAAAACAUAUGAUAAGGCCAAACCGUAUCCGAGGUUCAGAGUACCACUGCUGCAAUUAGUGAACGUGAAAAGCAUAAGGAAUCUGAUGAAUACAAACGAGCUGCUGAAGAAGAAUGGGCACAAAGGAAGCUUGAGAUACAAUCUCAGGUUAAAAUCCAUUUGGGACUAAAGAAGCAAUGAACAUGUUAAUUUCUUAAACAAUAUGAUUAGAAAGGUUCUGCCACGAUUGGUUCUUGUUAGCUGAAGGAAGAGGUUUUAUUGUGGACCAUUCCUAGUUUGGAAGGCAGAAGAAGCACAGCGAUUGCGGAAGAGGAGAAAAGCUGAAAGCUUGCGUUUAUUAGACAUGGAGAAAAGGCAAAAGCAACGGGUAGAGGAAAUCAGAGAAUCACGGAGGAAGAAUGAGCAAAUGGUACAUCUGAAAGAAGAACUCCGUGCUGACGUAAGAAAAGAACUGGAUGAGAUGGAAUGGAGAUACAGGGACAUGGCUUCACUCCUACGGGGACUGUUACGCGAGGUUCAUGCUGCUUAUAAACAAGCUUUGUGGAGAUUUCAUCCUGACCGAGUUUCUAGAACUGACAUCCGGAAACAAGUUGAAGCAGAAGAGAUAUUUAAAAUGAUUUCACGCUUGAAAGAAAAACUGCUACCUGCACUAUAAUUAUCUAGUUUACAUGUUAUGGAGUCAUCUGAUGCAUGGGUUGGGAUUCUUUAUCUGUUUACACUGGUGUUGCUGGUGCGCUGCCUCCCAUCACCGACUGUCUAUUCCUAGAUUGGUUAGUUCCAUUGAAGCUUUGUUCACUGAUAUGCCUUUUUUUUUUUUUUGUUUUCUGUAACAGUAAUGAUUAGUCCAGUUUUUCUUGUUGAGUCACAUGGCAUCUUCACUAAUGACGGUUGUAAUCAGUUUAGAUUUAUGAUGAUUUUGGCAUCGGGAAAUCUGACUGUCCAAUCAGACCGGAUGAUUUGGUGAGCAUUCAGCAUGAUCUUGGGCUUGCCAUUUGUAUUUUGUCGGGCUUCAAUGAGUUAUGUUGUCAGUUGUAUUGUUAUACAACAAUAAUUAAAUCUUAUCUCAUUAUGAGAGAUCGAUUAUAUAGAUCCUUCUAUAUUAUUA